AUGAUAGCCCUGGAAUAUUUACUUCUUUAUGCUAUAAUAUUCGUAGUAAUAUGUGUGAUUUCGUUUUCUGUAAUAUUGUAUAUAAUAACGAAACCAUAUCCCAAAAUAUGGCGUGAUGAAAAAGAGAAAUAUUUCUUCAAUCCAAAGACAAAAUCUACAGAAGUGUUUCCAUCAUUAUAUGAUAAUUGGAGCAUACACCUGAGUGUCAUAGUACCUGCGUAUAAUGAAGAACAACGAUUGCCACUGAUGUUGGAUGAAUGUUUGGAAUAUUUAGAAGAACGUUUAAAAAAUGGAUGUACUUAUGAAAUAAUUGUAGUUAGCGAUGGAAGCACUGACAAGACUGUGGAGAUUGCACAUAAAUAUGCACUAAAAUAUAAUACUAUUAGAGUAUUAAAUCUUAUUAAGAAUAGAGGCAAAGGGGGUGCAGUAAGACUAGGUAUUUUGAGUGCAAGGGGCAGUGCAAUAUUAUUUGCAGAUGCUGAUGGUGCUACCAAAUUUGGGGAUCUAGAAAAAUUAGAUAAUAGUCUGAGAUCUAUUUUAGGAUUUGAUUACUUGAAGAAACCAAAUGAAGUGAGUUCAGCAGAUGCAGUAGUAUGUGGAUCCAGAGCUCAUUUAGAAAAAGAUGAAACUGCCAAACGAACUUUUUUCCGAUUAUUGUUAAUGCGUGGCUUUCAUUCCUUGGUAUGGUUCUGGGGAGUAAGAGGUAUUAAAGACACACAGUGUGGCUUUAAACUUUUAACACAACAUUCUGCAAGACUUAUAUUCCAAGCCUUGCAUGUUGAACGUUGGGCAUUUGAUGUGGAAAUGUUAUAUAUUGCACAAUCUUUAAACAUUCCUAUUACUGAGAUUCCUGUAACUUGGACUGAAAUAGAAGGUUCUAAGAUUGUACCAUUUUGGAGUUGGCUACAAAUGGGCAGAGAUUUAUUUUUCAUUUGGUACAAAUACCGAAUUGGAGCAUGGAAAAUAAAAACAUCUAAACAAACUUAA
Messenger RNA from Dufourea novaeangliae, 987 nucleotides. It is a transcript of the gene wol, whose product is annotated as dolichyl-phosphate beta-glucosyltransferase. The record is from RefSeq and is a predicted model, not a curated record. The coding region runs from base 1 to 987 and encodes 328 amino acids. Gene Ontology annotation, cellular component: endoplasmic reticulum membrane. The transcript is spliced from 5 exons. Lineage: Eukaryota; Metazoa; Arthropoda; Insecta; Hymenoptera; Halictidae.